AAGGUGGAUGAGAGUUACUGUCCACAGUGUCAAUGCAGAAAAUGCCCUCAGUCAAGCUGUAGAAGCUACUCGGUUAGGUGGCACAUAAAAAUAGACACAGCUUCUUACUCCUUAUAAUAAUGUUACCCGUGGAUGUAAGGUGUCGCUGGAUGUUUGUGGUGAAGACAGUAAUUCUGUGCUAUGCCCUGUUCCUCAAGAACAACAUAUGUGGAGACAGAAAUGAAACAUGCAGCCCAAAAAACAUACUGUUUGUCAGCACCAAAGAGUUUAAUGAUACUUUUCCAUCAGAGGCUCUCUAUGACGAGGUCAGUGGAAUUAAACUCUGUUUUGGUGUUCAAGGACUCAAACCACCUGCAAACUGUUGUAGAACAGAUUUCAACUGCAGCAUUGACAUAAAGCCUAAUGGAAAUAUCAUAAUUCCGGAUAAAGAGAUUGUGUCCAAGCAAGAUAUUGUACUGAUGGAGGUACGAGAUCUUAACUUCAGCUGUAUGCCAUCAACAGUCUACAGAAAAACAGAUAGAGCGUUGACUGAAGGGGACAUAUUUGCUGAAUGCAGUGAGAGAUUGCCCCCUAUUGGUUUCCUUUUAAACAUUGACAACUGCUUAAAUACAGGUAACAAGAGCGUUAGAUUCAGCCAAGGCGACUUUAAAGAGUCACCCUAUAAUGAACACCUCUGCCAAGGCUUAGCAGAAACAAACUACGUCAUCCAAAAUAAAGGAGAGGAAAAGAAAUUUGUGUCAUGUCAGGUACCACAAGAAAAGACUAUUCAUCUCCCACCUGUGGAGAGAGAUGAUGACGGUAGGAUCAGCCUAAAAAGCGCAAAAGAAACUAUGAAUACUCUCUCCUCUGUGCUGAAACUGCUGGGCAAUUCCAGGACAGCAGCCAUCUCAGCGGGCAAUGUUAAAGGGCUGCUCACGAAACUCCCCCCCCAAAAUAACGGGAGCAUCACCGUUGGUGUUACAGCAAGUCAUGAUAUGACAAUUCUCAAGAAUACAGUCGAUUCAGAGUUGAAUUUCUAUCAACUUGUGUACUUCCCCAAAGAAGCAAGCCACAUGGCAGUAGAAAGAAAUGGUUCAUUUCUUGGAAUUUUGCAUUUUCCAGGAAUGUAUCAGUCUCAACAGAAUGACUCCAACAGUUCCUUUUUCAACAAUGAAGUACUGGGAAUUGAAAUGGGAACAGAAAUAUCAAAUCUCUCAGAAACCAUAGACAUUCAUUACAUUAAUGUGAACAAGAAUGGAAAGAUUGCUUCUUGCAGGUCGUGGGAUGGCAAAACAAAUACAUCGAUCUGGGUGACGGAUGGCUGUCAAACAAAGGAGACCAGUGGCAGCAUCAUAUGUCAGUGCUCUCAUCUAACGUUUUUUGCCAUACUGUUGUCACCACCUGGAAACAUAAGCUCUUCAGAUUUUAAGUCUCUGACCUACAUCACUUCAGUCGGCUGUGGCCUGUCGAUGUUUUUCUUGGGGGUGGCUCUCUUCAUGCACUGUCUUAUCAGAAAAGGGAAAGCGAGCCACGCGACUAAGAUCCUGAUGAACCUCUUUGUUGCCAUGUUCACCCUCAACCUGUCCUUCCUGGUAAAUGAGAGUAUUGCUAACCUUGGGAACGACGGUGCAUGUGUGGCGAUGGCAGCAGUUAUGCAUUACGCCAUGUUGGCUACUUUUAGCUGGUUUUUCAUGGAGGCUCUGCACUUAUACUGUAAUCUACGACAGCUCCACACUGACAUCAAACAUUACAUAACGAAGAUCUGCAUCGCUGGAUGGGUUCCACCAGCUGUAGUGGUGGUCACUCUCCUUGCCUUAAAGAAAUACAGUUCCUUGGUCAUUUCCAUUGAUGACGGGACUUCAGCCAAAAUGUGCUGGAUCUCAGAUCCUGAUGUCCACCAAGGAGUCAAUAUAGGUUAUUAUGCUGGGGUGUUCAUGUUCACUCUUGUCAUAUUCAUCAUAACUGUGCGGCAGAUUGUUCUGAUGACACACACAGCAGAAAAAAGUCAGAGCAAUACCUCCAUAAAGACUAAAUCGUUCUCCAUUAUGGGCCUGCUCUUCCUGCUCGGCAUCACCUGGGCCUUUGCCUUUUUCAGCCACGGACCUCUGCUCCUAGCCUCCUACUAUAUCUUCACCAUCCUCAACAGCUUUCAAGGUUUCUUCCUCUUCAUCUACUAUUACAAAUCCAGCAAGAUGAUUGUUAAAAAGGACAAAAACAUCACAGUCAGCAGCACCAACAUAACUACAACAAACACAGUUACAUCAUCUACUAAUCCAUAUGGUGUUUAUACUGUACAUGCAAAAUAGGGACAGAACUUAUUCUGUGCCUGAGACUGAUUUGACACAAGAGGGCAGCAUUUUAUUUCAUAUAAUCAAGUAGGGUCUCUUUUGAAUGCAUAGCUGGUAAGUUUCUCAUUUUUCCUGACUCUCCUCUUUGUGAAAUGCUUCAUGUGUUUGAUUGAAUGAAAAAAAUGAAAUGAGUCUAGUACUGACAGAGGAGAUGGACCGGUCUCCUGUAAGUCAUUUGUUCUGAUGACCGAAGCCCACUCUCCCUCACUGUGAAACUUGCCGAGAGGGUUGUGAUUCACUCACAAUAUGUGGCACUCCUCUUAAAUCAAAGCUUCAGUCGUACACUGGAAUGCAGAGUGUAAAUGUUUAGGAAGAAAAACACGAUCCUGGUAUGACUGAUGUGGCUGUCAUAUGGGCCGAAGGUGGCAGAACUCAAGAAAAAAAAAACAAAGUGAAGGGAAGUCUUGUCCCUCACACACUGUGCAGUGUUGGGGGCCGAGCUAGCCAGCUAGCACUUUGCGUGCCUGCAGAUAAUUACCUUGUGCCUACAGAGAGCAGUAUCCACUGUGCGGGGAGCCUUAACUGGCUGACAAGAAAUGAGCUCAUGACUACCUAUAGUGAUAAGAAGCCUGAGGGCACGCCACUAUGUUGAAACUAUUCUCUGAAACAUGACUGUGUUUAACAAGCGUUUAUGGCUUUUAAUAAGUAAUAAGUGUAUCUUGGGCAGACUGUGUAACAUUAAUGGAAAUGAAUCCCUGGGAAUUGUAUGUUUUUUUGUGUUGUCAUCCAGUUUUUGGUAUAUUUUUUCUUCGUGUCUAGUUUGAUUACGAUCUGAUGUUUUCAGAACUCUGUUUAAAGUAACACAAGAGUUCCUAACAGAUUAAAUCUUACACCAUUAAUUAUGUUACAUAAUUUUUUGGCUUAGUCUAAUCUUUUAUUUCAUUAUUUGUGAUCCUACAGGCUUGUCAAGGUUUUUCAUGAAAUGUGGUGAGAAUUGCUCCUUGCCAAAAUAUGUGUUUUUGUUCAAUAAAGCUUUUGAGUUAUGGUAUCUUAA
This is a messenger RNA of Toxotes jaculatrix (banded archerfish), 3321 nucleotides long. RefSeq names its product adhesion G-protein coupled receptor G2-like. Gene Ontology annotation, molecular function: G protein-coupled receptor activity. The record is from RefSeq and is a predicted model, not a curated record. The coding region runs from base 120 to 2285 and encodes 721 amino acids. Gene Ontology annotation, cellular component: membrane. NCBI's taxonomy places the organism in Eukaryota, Metazoa, Chordata, Actinopteri, Toxotidae. The transcript has 18 exons. Gene Ontology annotation, biological process: adenylate cyclase-activating G protein-coupled receptor signaling pathway; cell surface receptor signaling pathway.